This is a messenger RNA of Aspergillus versicolor CBS 583.65, 1473 nucleotides long. RefSeq lists its product as uncharacterized. The record is from RefSeq and is a predicted model, not a curated record. NCBI's taxonomy places the organism in Eukaryota, Fungi, Ascomycota, Eurotiomycetes, Eurotiales, Aspergillaceae. Gene Ontology annotation, molecular function: zinc ion binding. The transcript is spliced from 2 exons. Bases 1 to 1473 code for a protein of 490 amino acids.
AUGUCCGCGCCUGCGCGCCAGUUUCAGGGUCUUUCGAUUCGUGGCUCUGCGGAGACAGAGACAGCUUCGAGACCUACACCAGGCGGAGCACAGGGAGGGGCAACAACAACAAUGGGAAGAGGAAAGAUCAUAGAUACGGCUGCCAUUGAGGCUCCCUCGGGACUCGUCUACGAUCUUGACAAUUCCGCAUUCGACGUUGAAAUGAAGUCGAGGGCGCUCCUGGGCUUGACGACGGACUUUGACGUUUUAUUCUGUGGGCUUGAGGGUUCGGGGUAUGAGUUUGUUUUUGCAGAACGUGUACGGGUUCGGAUUGAGCUUCAGACUCACCUCGACGGAGAGAAGCACAUGGCUGGUAUGAACGAUGCCGGGAACAGAUAUACGUGUACCUGUGCCGUGUUUCGGUCGAGGGCUGAUGUGGCUUGUCAACAUAUUUUCUGGCUUCUCGAUCAGCUCCGGGGUCAAUUUAUCUCCGCCUCUCCUCCUUCCCCAGUUCUACUCACCAGCGACGGACACGCUCAGGGGUUUUCACGGAUCGAACAGCUUCUCUCCAAAGAUACAAUAACGAUGACACUACAAGAUCUUGCGGAGGAACUCAACUGGUCAUAUUUCCGUUCCGUGGGGAAAGAAGGUGGUAUGAGUCGGACGCAGAGGGUACGGGACAUUCUGUCCGCGUUUAGCACCGACGUCCUCCCCGACAGGUUCCGGAUAGAUUUGGCAGAGCCCGAAGAUGAGAAUGGCCGUGUUCUGCAAGUAAGGACACCGGAACAGUGCGUCGUGCAGGGAGACUUCGAAGCGACGCUCUUCCGCCUCGCCGUGCAUGAUGAUAACGUGUUCACGAGUCUCUGCAAGGCCAUGCCCCCGGGUGCCUGCGCAGCGAUAUACUUUGACAAAGCGCGUGAGGGGUUAAGGGGUGCGCUUUUUAGAUUUGACAAAUACUGUCAGACACUCGGGCAAUCCAAGAACGACGAAGGCGAUCCUUCAGCAUGUUUGGGUACUAUUUUUGAAACCCUACAGACAGACGCCCUCAAUAUCCACAAAAAUAUUCACGCCCGAGCACCACACGGCCUCCAAGGUGCUGCCAAAGCUCUUACCUACCUCUUAGAAGAAAUAACCACCCGCAACAAAGAUCCCCUUGCUGAUAACCAAUACGGCCGGACUGCGUUUUCAGGCGAGGACGAAGACUCGCGGAACCUGUACCACCAGCUCGUCGGGAAGACGGACAACGACAACAACGCAGGCGAUUACUUCGUCCUUAAUGCUUUGGAAGAUCUAGCCGGUGAGGACUUAUACCCAUUCAAAGAGAGACUGGAGGCGGUUCUACAUAGGGUUGAGGUCAACCGAGCGCCAAAAGGUUUCAUAUUGAAGCUAGCUGGGAUCGUUCGUGCUGCAAAGAUGGGCAUUACUAGGAAACGCGCUACUAGGGCUGGGGACGGAGAGAGGGAUGGUGAGAGGGGUCGGAAGAGGAUGAGAUGA